AUUUAUUUGCCUUCCCCAGGGCCCCCCACGAGCCUUUUCCAGCCGCCCCGUCGCCCAGGCCUGGGAACUGUUGGGAAGCCCAUCCGUCUCCUGGCCAACCACUUUCAGGUUCAGAUCCCGAAGAUUGAUGUUUAUCACUAUGAUGUAGAUAUCAAACCAGAAAAACGCCCCCGAAGAGUGAACAGGGAGGUGGUGGACACCAUGGUGAGGCACUUCAAGAUGCAGAUAUUUGGAGAUCGGCAGCCUGGGUAUGAUGGAAAGAGGAACAUGUACACUGCACACCCGCUGCCCAUCGGCAGGGACAGAGUGGAUAUGGAGGUGACACUUCCAGGAGAGGGGAAGGACCAGACGUUCAAGGUGUCCAUUCAGUGGGUGUCAGUGGUCAGCCUGCAGUUGCUGCUGGAAGCUCUGGCCGGGCACCUGAACGAGGUUCCUGAGGAUUCUGUGCAGGCACUGGAUGUGAUCACACGGCACCUUCCCUCCAUGAGGUACACUCCUGUGGGUCGCUCCUUUUUCUCCCCCCCUGAAGGUUAUUACCACCCUCUGGGUGGUGGCAGGGAGGUCUGGUUUGGUUUCCACCAGUCAGUCAGACCUGCCAUGUGGAACAUGAUGCUCAACAUUGAUGUGUCAGCAACUGCUUUCUAUCGUGCCCAGCCUAUCAUUGAGUUCAUGUGUGAGGUCUUGGACAUUCAGAACAUCAAUGAACAAACUAAGCCUCUUACAGACUCCCAGCGUGUCAAAUUUACCAAAGAAAUCAGAGGUCUGAAAGUCGAGGUUACCCACUGUGGCCAGAUGAAGAGAAAAUACCGAGUCUGCAACGUAACUCGGCGACCAGCCAGUCACCAGACGUUUCCUCUGCAGCUGGAAAAUGGGCAGGCAAUGGAGUGUACAGUAGCUCAGUAUUUUAAGCAGAAGUACAGUCUGCAGCUAAAAUAUCCUCACCUCCCCUGUCUCCAAGUAGGACAGGAGCAGAAACACACGUACCUGCCCCUUGAGGUCUGUAACAUCGUGGCAGGCCAGAGGUGCAUCAAGAAGCUGACGGACAAUCAGACCUCCACGAUGAUCAAAGCAACCGCGAGAUCCGCGCCGGACCGGCAGGAGGAGAUCAGCAGGCUGGUGAAAAGUAACAGCAUGGUUGGUGGCCCUGACCCGUAUCUGAAGGAGUUUGGCAUCGUCGUCCAUAACGAGAUGACUGAGUUGACAGGCAGAGUUCUGCCAGCACCCAUGCUGCAGUAUGGAGGCAGGAACAAGACUGUGGCCACACCAAACCAAGGUGUGUGGGACAUGAGAGGGAAACAGUUCUAUGCUGGCAUUGAGAUUAAAGUUUGGGCUGUUGCCUGUUUUGCUCCUCAAAAACAAUGCAGGGAAGACUUACUGAAGAGUUUCACGGACCAGCUGCGCAAGAUCUCCAAGGACGCGGGGAUGCCCAUCCAGGGCCAGCCCUGCUUCUGCAAGUACGCCCAGGGGGCAGACAGUGUGGAGCCCAUGUUUAAACACCUAAAACUGACUUACGUGGGUCUGCAGCUGAUCGUGGUGAUCCUACCUGGAAAGACACCUGUGUAUGCUGAAGUCAAGCGGGUUGGUGACACUCUUCUAGGAAUGGCCACUCAGUGUGUUCAGGUAAAGAAUGUGGUCAAAACCUCACCACAAACGCUGUCCAACCUGUGUCUGAAGAUAAAUGCAAAGCUUGGAGGAAUCAACAAUGUGCUUGUACCUCAUCAAAGGCCCUCGGUGUUCCAGCAGCCAGUGAUCUUUCUGGGAGCAGACGUGACGCACCCUCCGGCGGGGGACGGGAAGAAGCCGUCCAUCGCGGCGGUGGUGGGCAGCAUGGGCGGCCACCCCAGCCGCUACUGCGCCACCGUGCGCGUCCAGACCUCCCGCCAGGAGACCUCCCAGGAGCUGCUCUACAGCCAGGAGGUCAUCCAGGACCUGACCAACAUGGUGCGAGAGCUCUUGAUCCAGUUCUACAAAUCCACCCGUUUCAAGCCCACGCGGAUCAUUUACUACAGGGGGGGAGUAUCCGAAGGACAGAUGAAGCAGGUAGCUUGGCCAGAGCUGAUAGCAAUCCGGAAGGCCUGUAUUAGUUUGGAAGAAGAUUAUAGACCAGGAAUAACCUACAUUGUUGUGCAGAAAAGGCAUCACACCAGACUAUUCUGUGCUGACAAAACUGAAAGGGUGGGUAAGAGCGGCAACGUACCAGCAGGCACAACUGUGGACAGCACCAUCACACAUCCUUCUGAAUUUGACUUUUACCUCUGUAGCCAUGCAGGAAUUCAGGGAACCAGCCGGCCCUCCCACUACCAGGUCUUGUGGGAUGACAACUGCUUCACAGCAGACGAGCUGCAGCUCCUGACUUACCAGCUGUGCCACACCUACGUCCGGUGCACGCGCUCCGUCUCUAUUCCAGCUCCCGCCUACUAUGCCAGGCUGGUGGCGUUUAGGGCCAGGUACCAUCUUGUGGACAAGGAUCACGACAGUGCUGAAGGCAGCCACGUGUCAGGACAGAGCAAUGGCCGCGAUCCUCAGGCCCUGGCCAAGGCCGUGCAGAUCCACCAUGAUACCCAGCACACCAUGUAUUUUGCUUGAGAGCAUCGGGAAAGAUGAGGCAAAACCAACAACCCGUGCAGCCCUGAAAUGGUUUGAAUGCCUACUGCUCUAGCUAGGGCCCAGUUUGUUUCAGGCUGCCCUCUACCAGCAGCUCUGAACAGUUGCACUGAAUCUGUUCUUCACAGCAAUGUCUGAUGCACCAACACAAUUGAGCCAUUUGUUUCAUUAUUUUAUGUAACAGAAAUCCAUAGACUUGUCUUUUCUGAUGCAUUGGACUGAAUUUUUACCUCAACAGGCCGAUCAUCCUGACAUUUUUAAAGGACUUGGCACGAAAGGUUUCUAACAAAUAUUUUGCUAGCUGUUGUUUUUAAGUUCUCUCCUCAUCCCAUUAGCUUAUCAUGACGACUGGUUCCCUCUCUCCACGCACUGCUUAGUGAGUGUGCAUAUGAUGGCAAAAUGUUUUACUCCAGCUCAAUGUAAUUGUUCUAUUGUGUGGGGCCAUAGAUUUUUUAAUGGAGAUUUUAGACUUCACUACUGUAAAUGCCUUUUAACAAACGUAACUUUCACAGGUAUUGCAGUUUUUGGUCGGUUUUACUAAUUAUCUUUUUAAUCUCUGCAGACCUGGGCUGCAAAGCAAUUGCACUAUACUGCGAGUUCAAAUAGGUGGUUCCUGCUCUGUGAAUGUGUAAUAUAACCAGAUAGUGAUGCCUGUCAGUAGAUUUGAAUUAUAAUGGUUACAAAUAAUACUGCCAUGGUAUCGUAACAAGUACUGAACCAUCAUUUCCCCCCUCUAAAAAUGAUAAAA
Molecule: messenger RNA, 3352 nt
Organism: Chaetura pelagica (chimney swift)
Lineage: Eukaryota; Metazoa; Chordata; Aves; Apodiformes; Apodidae
Gene: AGO4
Product: argonaute RISC catalytic component 4
Exons: 17
Coding region: 202-2586 (794 amino acids)
Molecular function (GO): protein binding; RNA binding
Source: RefSeq, a predicted model, not a curated record